AAGGCCGACUGCACUGCACCGUAACAUUUCUAGGUACUAGAAUCCGCCACGCUUCCACCCAGCACAACCUUCAACAACCAAUCAUCACAGCGACCAACCCGCCCCCCACGGCCUCUUUCCACCAAUUCAUUAGUAUUUCCAUAUACCGGACUACUAAUUUACUACUACUUUUCUUGGUGCGAUUCCUAAAAGAAACCUUUGCUAAUUCACUGCUAGCGGUGCUGGAUAAUUCAGUCCAUAAGUGAAGACAUCCAAAUUCACUGGAGCAUUUUCCUGUCCUGCUGAUCAUUCUCCAGCUUUGACACUGUUGCCGAACCAAACAAUAAAAAGUCAUAAACCCAGAAGACAUAGCAUAAGAUAGAGAGAGAGAGAGACUGUUUUGGGUAAUAGUCCCAACAUCCAGAAAAAGCUGAAAUCUUGACGUACUUCGGUCAAGAACCUUGGAUAUAGUUGAAAUGAGUAGGAUUCUGGACGAACCCCAUAAUUGAGGAUGGUGCAUCUUCCGCGUGAUUCGAAGUUGGCAUGGUAACAAGGACCCUAUUGGGGAUACUAUGGAGACUCGACAGCAUCUGAUAUUUGUCAAAAACUUCCAGGGGUACCGUUGAGUUACAAAUGUAUUUUCUAUCUGAGGGGACUGCCAUUAACGACAUGGGCCACUGGUUUAGCAGAUUGGAACUUGAAUCGGAACUUCUAGAGGGUUUUAGUUCCAGCUAUGAGGUUGUUGGUAGUCCAGCAUAUAAAAGGCCAUUGAGUUCUUUGGACCAUGAAAUUGCUCAGCUCACUAAGCUUAGGUCAGGGCCCCAUGAGAAUUUAAGCCGAGUACUGCCUGGGAAACGGGAAUCUUCUGUUUCAACUCUGAAGAUGUUAGCUGGUCGAGAGGCAAAUUUUUCAGGUAGAGGGAGAUUUUCAACAGCUGAUCGCUGUCAUGUUCUCAGUAAAUACUUGCCAGUCAAUGGUCCUUGGGUUGUGGACCAGAUGAACACCAGGGCUUAUGUGUCGCAAUUUUCAGCUGAUGGCUCCCUUUUUGUUGCUGCAUUUCAGGGAAGUCACAUUCGAAUAUACAAUGUGGAAAGAGGGUGGAAAGUUCAAAAGAACAUUCUUGCCAGAAGCUUGAGAUGGACAGUUACUGAUACAUCUCUUUCACCAGAUCAAAGGAAUCUUGCUUAUGCUACCAUGUCACCUAUAGUUCACAUUGUUAAUGUUGGCUCUACUACAACAGAAUCUCUGGCAAAUGUGACGGAGAUCCAUGAUGGUUUGGAUUUUUCUGAUGAAGAUAAUGGGGGAUACUCUUUUGGAAUAUUUUCUGUGAAAUUUUCAACAGAUGGACGAGAAGUCGUAGCUGGAAGCAGUGAUAAUGCAAUAUAUGUAUAUGAUCUUGAAGCGAACAAACUAACUCUUCGAAUAUCGGCGCACACGUCUGACGUUAAUACAGUAUGUUUUGUUGAUGAAAGUGGCCAUCUUAUUUUCUCUGGAAGUGAUGACAACCUCUGCAAGGUUUGGGACAGACGAUGCUUCAGGGCGAAAGGAAAGCCAGCAGGUGUCCUGAUUGGACACCUAGAAGGCAUCACGUUUCUUGACAGUCGUGGAGAUGGUCGGUAUUUCAUUUCAAAUGGUAAAGACCAGACAAUUAAACUUUGGGAUAUACGGAAAAUGUCCCCUAAUAGCCCUCGGGAUCAUGGCUUUAGGAAUUCUCAGUGGGACUACAGAUGGAUGGACUACCCCCCACAGGCUAGAGAGCUGAAGCAUCCAGGUGAUCAAUCAGUGGCUACAUACAGAGGUCAUUCAGUCCUACGUACUCUCAUUCGCUGCUACUUCUCCCCAGAUCAUAGCACCGGGCAGAAAUAUAUUUACACUGGAUCCUACGAUUCCUGCGUAUAUGUAUACGAUUUGGUUACCGGAGCUCAAGUUGCAAAACUGCAGUACCAUAAAUCAGCUAUAAGGGAUUGUAGCUGGCAUCCUAAUUACCCCAUGCUUGUCAGCUCUUCUUGGGAUGGGGACGUUGCGAAAUGGGAAUUCCCUGGGAAUGGAGAGGGGCCGGUGUCUAACAGGCCGCAGCUGGGAAGAGGACAUGUCCACUGAAGGCUCUCCCGACUUGCCGAGUGGGGAACGGAUUUCAGCAAGUAACAAUCAAUGUUGUAAGUGGUUUUCUUGAAUGCAAGUAAAUACCAGGUCAGUGUUUGAACCUAAAUAUUUUGAAAAAGUUUGUCUAGGGGUUUCAUAAGAUUCCACAGAUGAGAUGUCUUGUAGGUAUCCCGCGUGGCUGCCCGUAAUUAUAGUUGAUUUUGUUCAAUAGUCUUUUCGUUUUCUCCGUGGAACAUCCCUCCUGGAGUUCCUCGACCUAUUGGCAUUUUAGCGGGCUGUUCAACCUCCGGGAGUUUCAACUGGUAUGGAAUGGAAUGGAAAUGUCAUCCUAUUUAAAUAAAGUUUAAUUUGUAUAAAAUACAAAAUUCUAGUUUCAAACACGCCGAAACGAGAAUUAGAGGUUUCGCUCAAUGGCAUCUUGCACGUCCGGUCUUCUUGCAUGCAA
Messenger RNA from Coffea arabica (coffee), 2527 nucleotides. Its product is annotated as LEC14B protein. Gene Ontology annotation, biological process: proteasome-mediated ubiquitin-dependent protein catabolic process. Gene Ontology annotation, cellular component: Cul4-RING E3 ubiquitin ligase complex. NCBI's taxonomy places the organism in Eukaryota, Viridiplantae, Streptophyta, Magnoliopsida, Gentianales, Rubiaceae. Gene Ontology annotation, molecular function: protein binding. The record is from RefSeq and is a predicted model, not a curated record.